Messenger RNA from Microthlaspi erraticum, 549 nucleotides. The record is from the annotation of a GenBank genome assembly. NCBI's taxonomy places the organism in Eukaryota, Viridiplantae, Streptophyta, Magnoliopsida, Brassicales, Brassicaceae.
AUGGGGAUUAUUUCAUCCGCGGAUCCGAAAACGGAAUCUUCCGAUUCCGAUUCCCUAUCUCGAAACAACGAAGCCCCAUCAGAGAAACUUGGAGAUUCGUCCCCGUCGGAGGAGCUGGGAGAUUCUAACCCUUCGGAGAAACUGGGAGAUUCGUCAACCGUGUAUCGAGAUCCAGUAGAGUCCGGCUCCCCAAAUGAAGAAGAUUCGGAUCAGCCAAAGGAAGGAGACGCGGACGGAGAAGAGGAAGGAGAGUGCGGGUUUUGCCUGUUCAUGAAAGGAGGCGGUUGCAAGGAGUCAUUCACGGCCUGGGAAGUCUGCGUGGAGGAAGCUGAGAAGAACAAGGAAGACAUCGUCACUAAGUGUAUGGAAGUCACUACGUCGCUGAAGAAGUGUAUGGAUGCUCACUCCGAUUACUACCAGCCGAUUCUCGCGGCGGAGAAAGCUGCUGAAGAACAGGUGAGGAAGGAGAUCGAAGCCGAGAAGAAGGUCGCUGAAGAGGAGGAGAUCUCGGAAGAGGAAGUAGCUGCGAGGAAACAAGCUCAGGGAUGA